This is a messenger RNA of Mytilus californianus (California mussel), 1026 nucleotides long. RefSeq lists its product as uncharacterized. Gene Ontology annotation, biological process: protein phosphorylation. The transcript is spliced from 7 exons. The record is from RefSeq and is a predicted model, not a curated record. Bases 1 to 1026 code for a protein of 341 amino acids. NCBI's taxonomy places the organism in Eukaryota, Metazoa, Mollusca, Bivalvia, Mytilida, Mytilidae. Gene Ontology annotation, molecular function: protein kinase activity; ATP binding.
AUGACAACAGAAUUUGGUAAUAAAAUCCUGGAUAUACACCACCAGAGGGAACAAGUUGAUAACGAAUGUCCUAUUGUUGUAGCAGGAGAAAUAUCGGCUGGUAAAAGUAGUUUGAUCAAUCUCCUUGUUGGAACAUCAAUUUUACCAGAGAGACAACUAGCAUGCACUACAACAAUUUGCAGACUACGAAACAGCGAAACCAGGCAAAUAGUUUUAACGGAUUAUGAGGAUAAAAAGACAGUAACUCCCUUUACAAAAGAUGAAGAAGUAAAAAUGGAAGAUACUUUGGAAAAACAUGUUGGCAGCAGGUCGAACCCUGAUAAUUGCAAAUAUGUUGAUAUAUAUUUACCUAUACCAAUGUUACAGCUACUGCAAAUUAUCGAACACCUGACUGAGCAGCAGAAAAAUGGACACAUGCAUGACUUUAGACCGGAAACAACCAUGUUUGUUUGUAAUAAGUGGGAUCAAGUGCAUCCCAAGGAACAAGAUGAAGUAUUUCAAUUCAUCGUUAACAAGUUAAAGUCCGAUUGGCCAAAUUUUGAUGAAAGUUUACAGAUCUUUAAACUAAGCGUUGCAAAGGAGAAAAAAAGAAUUAAAAAACUUGGGUCACCAUCGGAAAACUAUGAUUACUUUGUCAGUGGCAUCCGCAGAAUGAUUUCAGCUACAUUAGAAGCUAAAGUUGUCAGACAUGCAAGCCCAAUACCAUGCGGUGGCAACCGAAAUUUUACAGAUUGCAAGGAUUCAUGGAAGUUUGUUAAAGAAAAAGUAGAAGGGAUAUGUGAUGGUUUGGAUUAUAUCCACAAUAAGGGUUUUGUUCACCGCGACCUUCGAAUUGAGAACAUUAUGAUAAAUGCGAACGGACAAGUAAAACUAGUGAAGAUUGGGUUAACUAAGAAAGGAAUUGAAGAUCCUUCUGCAGAUGUAACUAGAAGUGAAGUUAACAUGGCUCCAGAAGUUUUCUUAGGAGAUCUAACAGGCAGUGAAGCAGAUGUCUAUAGUGUUGGUAUGUUUAUAUUACUGAGUUAA